Cladocopium goreaui is the source of this 291-nucleotide messenger RNA. Lineage: Eukaryota; Dinophyceae; Suessiales; Symbiodiniaceae. The record is from the annotation of a GenBank genome assembly.
AUGGAGGUCAAAUGCUAUACAAACGAUGGGCUGUUAAUGGAACUUGGUUUUUACAAGGCCAUCAUUCAGAACAGACAAACCGAACGACACAGUUACGACUUCUUACUUUACUUUCCUCGGAAGUCGUCGGGGAAUUCGGCGAACAAAUUGAAGAGUUUGGCUUACGUCUUCGUGAAUUUCGUGGACUCUGCCAUCGCCAAGGUCUGCUUGGAGACCCUUCCCCAGAAAGUGUCCGAUGGCAUGCCGUUGAGCGUGGUCACUUCCAACAUUCAGGGCCGUGAGGUGCCGUGA